Messenger RNA from Guyanagaster necrorhizus, 2006 nucleotides. RefSeq lists its product as uncharacterized. The transcript is spliced from 4 exons. Lineage: Eukaryota; Fungi; Basidiomycota; Agaricomycetes; Agaricales; Physalacriaceae. Gene Ontology annotation, biological process: steroid metabolic process. Bases 27 to 1706 code for a protein of 559 amino acids. Gene Ontology annotation, molecular function: oxidoreductase activity. The record is from RefSeq and is a predicted model, not a curated record.
AUCCGUGAAUUCUAAUAUUUACCACCAUGGACAAGACCAUGGACAUGAUUGAAGACUACCUCGACUCCCUCGAGGAGAUCUUGUUCUCGUCACUGUCGGCUGCAACACCUGAUAUUCCAAGGAUACGUGACAGCUUCAACCAGCUCUGGACCGACGUUAGUCGAUACGGGCCUGGUAUCCCUAAACACAUCCCGGGCCUAGGCGACUUUGAGGUGCCGCCUCCUCCUCCCCCGCCUCCCCCGCCUGCGACCUGGGUGGAGAAUACGACGGACUGGAUCGAGCGGAAUCCGUGGACAACAGGGGGGAUUGCCGUUGGUAUCAUCAGCACCGGGCUCUUGGUCGGAUAUGGUGGAGUCUACAUGCGCACGGUCCGUGCACGCAGACUGAAGGCCCUUGCGACUGAGAAGCGCCAAGUCGUCGUGGUCCUCGGCGGCGAUACUCCAUUCGGCCUACCACUCAUCAGCGACCUCGAACAGAAAGGAUACAUUGUCAUUGCUAGCGUCUCUACCCCAGAAGCGGCGGAUCUGCUGGAACGACAGAGCCAUGGUUUCGUUCGAGCCUUGGUGCUGGAUCCUACUGAGCCCAGCACAAUACCGGUGUUCCUGCGUUCAUUAUCCUCGACCCUGUCCCGACGUUUCCCAUUGAAUGCACCAGGAGAUCCUUUCACCUCUCCUGCGUCGCAUCCAUACAUCCAUGCUGUCGUCUCGUUGCUCUCGCUAGCCGGCCCGGCGCUCCACGCUCCCUUUGAGCACAUCUCUCUCCAGUCCGACUACCUUCCUUACCUCACAUCUACUCAGAUUACUCCACUACAGGUCAUCCAGUCUUUACUGCCCCUCCUCCGGAAUGUCCCCUCGAAAGGCAAGAAACCCAUCGUCAUCUGCCUUCCUGCGACAGACGCGCGCGUUGGGCUUCCCUUCUCAUCCUUGCAGAGUAUGAGCGCUGCCAGCACCCUUCGUGCCGUUGAAGUUCUUCGUCGUGAGAUACAAGUUGCUGCCCUCACUGGAAAAACUGAGGCCAUGCGAAACAUCAGUGUCGUCGUUGCAGAUGUUGGAUCGUUCAAUGUCGGUGUGCCCAUGCACUUCUUACCACCGGAGGACGUCUACAAAACUAUGGAGGACUGGAGUGUUUCCGAGAAGAUCACAUAUGGUCCCGGUUUUGCUGCGAUGGCCCAGCAAUCCAUCACGACCAAGUCCAAGUGGGACACAUUUACAGGGUAUUUCCAGAACGACGUUCGAUAUGGAGUAGCCCGAAAGCCAACGGAUGUUAAAAUCUUUGUGGAUAACAUUGUCGACGUCGUAACCAAUGGACAAUUUGGUUGGUCCUUUCUGGGCUUCAAUCUAUGUUUCGGGGUCAUAAAAAAUUGGCUUCGUGGAGAACGGUUUUCAGUAGGGGCUGGUGCACACACGUACAAACUAGCUUCCGUUCUUCCAUCUCUGAUUCUCGAUACUCUAUUGAAUAUCCCGUACUUCCUUAUUUCCGUGCGCAAUGCACUCCUUCCUGCUCAGCCAUUCAUCCGUACCCCUCCUACUAUGGAUGCUUUCGUUGAGCCACAGUCCGAGCCGCAUGUCCCCGCUCUGUCCCAGACCGAGGGUGAAGACGACAACGAAAGCGGAUCUGAGGCCGAUGUGGAGAGCAACUCAGGUGAAGGGUCGACGGCAAGCUGGGUGAGGCUGAAAAAGUCUGUCAGCGAAGAGGCCAAUGCUUGAAUUCAUUUUUUAAAGUUGGAGACGACGAGCCGAUGAUAUGUUUGAGGAAUUUUGAUCCUAACUCUACUACCGCAGGAGUGCUACGUGUCAGUACCAAUGGUGUAAAGAGAUGUACUGUAUUCACGGAUGUAGGAUUGUUUGUUUGUUGUAACCUGCCUUUUGUACCUCUCUCAUCGUGAUAAUCGAGGAAAUGCAAAAUAUAUAAUAUAUAUUAUUUAUCAUACAAUCCAGAAUCUAGGCCCCAUAAGCUACUAGGUUCUUUCGAUUAUUCUCCUCGCUGUACUCGAUUCUGACGAGCAA